AUGGCGGACGAAGAAGUCCUCGGAAAAGUUAGCGACCGCUGGCGACUGCAGCUGCUCGAACCUGUGAGAGCUCUGUUGCAGGCCCGUGAGCAAUCCAGAGGUGCAUCCAAACGAAACGUUGAUGAAGCAGCUUGCGACUCGCCUGAGCUUGCAUGCGUGCUCCAGUCCACAAAUGUUGCGUUGGGGAGCACUCUUUCUGACCUUAGCAGACUCAGCCUGAGGCAGUUCAUGACGCUGUACGGGAGACUCAGGGGCGAGGAGAUUGGUGUGAUUUCGCCAUAUGCCGCGCAGGCCUGGGGCCCCUGCCAUGAGCAGGCAGCCUAUACUCGAGUCUUACUGGAGAGCCGGACCGUUACCACCCAAAGUUGUGGGUGUUUGGCAUUGUGUGACUGGACACCAAUCAGCACCGCAUGGGCAGGCGGUUGGAGCACGGUGGCCGUUCUGCGCUCUCAGCGCAUGUGGCUUCAACACCUGCAGGAGGCACCCGCCAACCACCCACCACCCACCUUCAACUUUUUUCGUCCUCCGUCAGUGGUGCAUUCCAUAAGCCAGCCGCAGUUGAAGGCGACAGAUGAUGUCAUGAACCGGCCUGGUGAGUCGACCAAUCUCACAAAGUUCAGCGACUUCAUGAGCGCCCUUCCAGGUCCACGGGUGAUCCUGGACUGCACCCCCUCGGAAGAGCCAGCUGAUCUGUAUCAAAGUUGGCUUGCUGCAGGCAUCAACGUGAUCACUGCCAAUAAGAAAGCCGGAAGUGGCAGCCUGAAAAGAUACAAAGCGAUCAGGGAGGCUGCACGGCUAGGGCAAAGCCACUUUCUCUACGAGGCUACGGUUGGAGCUGGGUUGCCAGUGCUGGCGACUUUGCAAGACAUGGUUCGAAGCGGAGAUGAUGUUCAUGUAGUUGAAGGUGUUUUCAGUGGCACGUUGUCUUUCAUCUUCAACCACAUCGAGCUUGGUGCCACCUUUUCGGAAGCUGUCUGGGAGGCUGCACGGCUAGGCUUUUUGGAGCCGGACCCUCGCGACGACUUGAGUGGUGGCGAUGUCCAGCGCAAAGUUGUCAUCCUGGCAAGGGAGUUGGGUCUUGAAAUGGAGCUCGAAGAUGUCGCUCCGGAGUCCUUGGUUCCUGGCACGCUGAUCUGGAACCCACCAAACACAGACACCCGCAGCACAGUCUCGGACUUCGUGAGCCAUUUGCGUGAGUUCGAUGGUGACAUGGCAGAGAAGGUUGCGCAGGCUCGUGUUCAGAACAAUGUCCUGCGCUAUGUGGGCACCAUCAACGUUUCCAGCCGGACGGCCAGAAUCUCCUUGAUGCCGGUGCUUCGUGAUCAUCCUUUAGCAGCUCUCCGCCAUGCGGAUAACAUGGUGGCCAUCUCGUCGGCACGCUUCACCCCACGGCCUCUGGUGGUUCAGGGUCCCGGAGCCGGUGCUGCAGUGACUGCCUUCGGAAUGCUCGCGGACAUGUUCCGACUCGAGCGAUCCGGGUCUGCGUCGCGAUGCCCUGCGCAAGAAAAGGUCCAAGUGUCUUCAGUGGAUGCCUUCCAGGGAUGCCAGAAGGAUAUCAUCAUCCUCAGCCUCGUCCGAGCCAAUCCACGUGGUGAUGUUGGGUUUGUGUCGGACUGGCGUCGACUGAACGUUGCCUUCACGCGGUCAAGAAAGCUUUGUCUCAUCCUAGCACAUCUACCCACAUGGCUGAGUACGGAGAGUGCUCUCUUGAGGGACUGGAUCGGCUUUCACCCGGCCGAUGUCGCAGAGGUCAAGUCGUUUCAGAAGAGUGGCCGCUCCGUUGGUCUAGGAGCUUUGCCUUCGGAUCUGGAGAACCAGGUCGACAUGUUGCGGGCAGAGUUUGCCAAAAAUCGCCCAGCAGCAGCCAAGCUUCCGCGAGUUUCAGUGGCUGCAAAGGGAGGUGGCACGGACGCAGCCACAAUGAAAAGAAAGAAUCUGGAAGCCGGGCGGGCGCUGUCAGAAGCGAUCAGCAAAGUUGACGAAAGCCUCCUCGAGGCAGCCCUCAACAAGGCCAUCGAUGCUGGCAUCCAGAACAGCACAGUGGAAGAAGCAGAGGAUAUGCUUCGGCGCAUUGUCUGCCUGCGAGAGCUAAACGUGGCUGCCAGCGGGGAUGACGAGUCGGUCCUGCAGGCCGCCAUCUUCUUGGCGAGACAAUCUGGCGUGAGCGAGACUGACAUCUCGCAGGCAGAAGAAAGCUUCAACUUGAACCUCAAGGCCGCCCUGGAAGAGCGCCUCGGCGUAGAGCGCAGAGAGAAAGCCUUUGCCCGGCUCCGCGAGGCCAUGGGUGGGCGAAACAUCACUGCGUUGAAAAGCGCCAUUGCGCAAGCUCGUGCAGAGGAAGCUGCUGAACAAGACCUGCAGGCUGCCGAGGAUGCGCUAACGCGGCUGUUAGAGGAACAAGCUGCAAGGAAAGCUCCUGUGCCAGUCGAGCCGGAGCCAGCAGCCUACGAAGAGCCGAUGGAGCCGAAGCAGGAAGAAGCGGAACCGAUGGAAACGGAACAAGAUGUCCCAGUAGCCGUGAAGCGCGAAGCGCCACCAGCUGCCAAAGCGGAGGAUCUGCCGACAGGAAAGCCUGUUCCAAAGGUGCCCGGCAUCAAGCGGAUGCAGCUUCGAGUGCUUGACAAAGUUGGCUGUGGCAUGACAUUGCAGACGACGAAGUGGGGCAUGGUCGUCGAGGAAGUGGAAGCCAAGCCUGGACAGCCACUUCUGAAGGUGGGUGACUGCAUUGUCGAGAUAGACAAGCUUUCCCUUAUGGGGCUUCCAGAGGAUGUCUGCGAGGACACCUUCGGCACAGCCUUUCGGCAUGGCGUUUGGCUUUCUGCUGCCUCCGGUGUUGAGGCCGGCAUUAAUCGAGAAGACCUCGAUGCGGCAGAGUAUGCUUAUGACAAGUACUUCAGCAUGUAUGCGCUGGCAGAGGCCCACGAUGAAGUAUCUUUGCGUGUGGCCAUCAUGGAGGCACGAGCCGCUGGUGUUGAAGCGGCUUUAAUCUCAGAGGCGGACACGAGCGAGAGAGGCAACGCCAGCAGAACGCGGAGGAGCUUGGCUUCUUGUGGUGUCAUCGUCAUGCAUGGCUCCGCUGCAAGAUCAAAGUCUGCGGCAAAGGAGACGGCCAAGGAGAGCCACCGGACAGAGGCCGCAGUACGCAUCCAGUCCUUCGCCGCCUGGCUGAGCUUGGUCCGGGGAUUCCUGGCAAGACGCAGUUGGGCAGAGGCCGAAUGGAAGAGUCUUCGGAAGCAGGUUCACGAUCUGGGGGCUCUCGCGACUUCGUUGCGGCAGCAAGGAAAGCAGUUCCUGGCGCCAGCGGAGUUGCUGCUGACGUUUUUGCGCCGGUCGUGCUGGCAGGUCCGAGCCAGCGCAUCACGGAGUUCAGAUGAACUGGCCGAGGUGCUUCAGACUUUGUCCUCGCUGGCAAUUGACGGCUUGCGGGCCUCUUCAAACGGUGCUCAAAAGAGCGUUUGUUCUCUUUUAUGUGCCGACGCCCGACCAAUGCACGUACCGGAUCCAAAUCGGACCGUCGUCAACUUCUGCCACGCUCUGCUAGUGGUCGCAACCGCGCCAGUUCGUGGACACUCGCAAAUCCUGUCGACUGCAGCAUCGGCCUGCGUGGCAAAUCUGGCCGAGAUCUUGAAUGUGCACAGCUGGGCAGGCGGCUCUGAGACGGGUGCACAAUUGGUUCGGCGGAUUUCUGGCCAGCUGCUGCAGACCUGCGUCUGUUCCGCUACGCUUCAACACUGGCGCGGCUGUGCAGUGGCUGCCGCCAGCUGCUGGGGCAGCGGCGGCACACCUCCGGAGAAGCUGCAGAACCUGGUUGCUGCGGCAGCUGCACUUCUGGCGCUCGCCCUGCAGGAGGCCACGUUCGAUGCAGCUGCCGAGCUCCUGGAAGCGCUGCUCUCCGUCCCGCGCUCGGGAGCACCACUGGCGAGAUGCCUUCCCAAACCCGAGGAGCAAGCAUGGUCUUCAGCCUUGCUUCGACUUCUGUCACGGUUCAAGAAUCUUCGCGGAAAUGAGCGCCAAGGUUCUGCCAAAGCAAUGGAGCAGGAGUACGCGAUGUCAUAUGCUGCAGGCAAUCUCUUCGAGCUGCAUGCAGCCUUGGCAUUACCACUGCCAGAACUUCUGAGGGUCCAAGCAUACCUGCUGGAGAGAGCCGUCGAGGUCUCAAUGCUUGCCGGAGCACCAGCACUAGUCCAAGACGAACCGGUGACCGUCAAGGAGCUGCGACGACAGCUGCAGCAUGUGGCUGAGCCUGGAGCGAUAGCCCAGUGGUGGAGCCGAGUUCUCAUGCUGAAGUAUGUGCCAAAGGAGGCCGUUUUGGGACCUGUGCGACUCCGUGGGUACCAACGGCACUGCCUGGCAGUGGCACAUCACAAAGUGUGCCCGCUUGCGGUGGACAGCCUUGCACACCUUUACAGCACCUUGCUGGGCAAAGCUCGUUUAGCCUCGAAGUCGGGGCUGAACUACCAAGUCUUUGAAACCAUUGCCAAUGCUAUUGCCUACAUGGAGGGUGGCGAUGUGACCAAGUCGCUGUGGCGGCGAAUUCAAAGCACUUUGACCGCGGAUGCGAUGCGCCCCGGUCAACCCAGCGAACAUCUGGGUCCCAAUGUAUUCCACCUCAUCCACCUACAUGCCGUGCUGUUGUCGCAGAGUCUGGGCAUCAUGACCUACGACGAGCUUCGAAGUCCAGACUCCCCACUUUGUAAGCAUGACAUCGGCAUGUACGUGAGCAAGGUGACGUCGGUGACCUCUUGGCUCGCAUGGAGUGCAGAAUCAUCAGGGGCCGCCGGCCUUCCGAUUCGAGAGGAGCUUCUGGAGGCCGCCGGAUGCGUCUUGGGACAGCUCUGGGCGCUGUGCCGUCGUGGGGAGAAGCCGCUUCCUGCGAGCUGCUGGCAUGCUCCAGACCCUGUCACGGAGGGCUUCAAGGCGGUUGUCAAGGAGAUCACAGACUCGAUUCAGCUCGCUCAGUUCGUUCAGCUGCCUGUCGGUGCCGAGCGCCUUCUCCGGCACCUGCCGCAGGCCAUUCCGUUCGAGCUCCGCGUCGCACUCCUCCGUGCCCGAGUCCAGAUGGCUCGCGAGGCUGGGCUUGGCCGGCCCGUUGUGAAGCUGACUGUCCGCCGCACCCACCUCUUCGAGGACGGCCUCACGUCCUUGAUGCUGAAGGAGGCUGACUGGCGAGCGCGGUUCCAGGUGGUCUUCGUGAGCGCUUCAGGUAGACCGGAGCAGGGACAGGAUGCCGGCGGCCUCUUCAAGGAGUUCUGGGAGAAGCUUGCGGAAACAGCCUUCAACCCCGAGUAUGGCCUCUUUCGCAUCACGGAUGAGCGACUCCUGUUCCCAAACCCAGACGCGUGGAAAUACCAUGCUCCUCGCCUCGUGAUUGGCAAGGCUAUCUUCGAAGGAAUUGUCACGCAGCCGCAACGGCGGAAGUCAGAAAGCGACCUCAAGAAAUGUCGCCAUCAGAGUCAGGUCGUGGAGCCUUCAUUUGCGCCUUUCUUCCUUGCCAAGAUUCUUGGCAAACACAACUCGUAUUACGACCUCCAGUCUUUGGACCCGGUAGCCCGGAAGCACUGCACACAUGGAAAGGAAUUCUCUUCCUUUCCAUUUCACCCUCUUAGCAGCCCAGGCACUCUUCGGAAAUCUCCAGCAGCUGAAAGUCUACAGUCUUGUGCUCGGCCUAUUGCCGAAGGAUUGAUCUGCUUUUCCCGGCAUCUUCAGACCUGUGCAGGUGGGGACGUGGCAGAUCUGUGCCUGAACUUUGUUGCCACUGGCAGUGAUGGCGAGGAGAUUCCCUUGCUGCCCGGGGGAAACGGCAAGGAAGUAUCGGUCACAGCCGAGAACAGGGCAGCUCGAGCUCACCUCACAGCAGCCUCGUGGUUCGCCAGGCUCAGCGACUACAAGCUGAAUCGAGAGCUACAGAAUGCAUCCACGGCCUUCUUGAGCGGCUUUCGACGAUUGAUCGACGAGCGAUGGCUGCGGAUGUUCAGUGAGGACGAGCUGCAGCAGGUGCGAAAAAACAGAUGGGUCCCUGUCACAGCUGCUCUGCUGGCCGCUUGCCAGGUGAUAAGUGGCUCCAGCAGCGGCUCCCUGAAUGUGGAUGUGUCGCGGUAG
Molecule: messenger RNA, 6099 nt
Organism: Symbiodinium sp. CCMP2592
Lineage: Eukaryota; Dinophyceae; Suessiales; Symbiodiniaceae
Source: the annotation of a GenBank genome assembly